This is a messenger RNA of Prunus avium (sweet cherry), 1680 nucleotides long. Its product is annotated as acidic leucine-rich nuclear phosphoprotein 32 family B protein. Lineage: Eukaryota; Viridiplantae; Streptophyta; Magnoliopsida; Rosales; Rosaceae. The record is from RefSeq and is a predicted model, not a curated record.
GCUAGUUAAUCUCUCACUCUCAUAAUAUCAUUUCCCAGUCUAUCUCUCCUUUAUUCACGCCGCUCUCACUUCCAAUUUCACACUUCUCUCUCUUCUUACUCAACACAAAAACACAGAAAACACCAAAGCUUUCCUUGUUCACCAUAUCACCAUCUAUCCUUCUGAUUUUGCUUCUUUCCUCCCUUAGACCCCAACACCACCAUCAAAAUGUCUGAAUUUUCUUUCUCAUCAAACACUUCCAAGAAGACUAAAUUCUCUAGUCUUCUUCUUGCUGACUUCUUCAAUGUCUGUUUCUUCAUUUUGUCACACCCUCUCUACUUCUCCUACUUCAUUUUCUUCUCACCAUACCUCCUCAAGCUCCUUUCUUUUCUGUCUCCUCUCUUCAUCACCACUGCCCUUCUUGUCCUGGCUUACCUCACUGUCACUCCCCCACUUGUCCAAGACAACGUUGCCAAUUCCGAAUUGUCCAGCAUCAAGGUUGGUUGUCUUGUGACCACUUACCAAACUGUUUUGGAAAGAUUGCAGAAGUCUAAAGCAGAUGACAGUGAUGGUGAUGAUCAUGAUCACGAGGAGUUUCGAUCUUUCGAAGAGCUUGAAGUGUAUAAGAUUGUGUUUGAUACAUCUAGUUUCGAGAUUAGCGAGAACCCAGUUGAAGAAAUCUGCUCACAAGUCUCUGAAGCACCAGUUGAUGAUGUGUCCAGCAAUGAAGGCAAUGCUACCUCUGCUCCACUGGAAGCUGCAAGUGAUGUUUUAGAUGAAAAACCAGCUGAGGUUUUUGCUUGGCCAAGAGUGGAGACAUUGGCAGCAUUCUUUCAAGAGGAGAAUUGGUCAAAAGAUUUGAUGUGCAAGAAGGAAGAGAAAGAAGAAGUCAAGCCAGCAAGCACAAUGUCCAAUAAAGUUGAUGAAGAUGAAAAAGAAAAAAGGUCCAUGAGAAGAGCAUCCAAGGAUUUGAGUAGUAAAACAAGUUUUUGUGAAGUGAGUGCUGAUUAUGAUGGAGAUCAAUUUACUUCCAAAUCCAUGUCAAAUUCCCAAAGGCUAGGAGCAAAUUUUGGAGAAGACAACAUUAAAGUUAUUGAGGACUCUCAAAUGCUAAUGGGUCCAAAUCUUGGAAGUUUUGGUUCAAUGAGGAAAGAGAAAGAGUGGAGGAGGACACUGGCUUGCAAGCUUUUUGAGGAGAGACAUCACAAUGUGGAAGGUGGAGGUGAGGGCAUGGACAUGCUUUGGGAGACAUAUGAUGAGACAGAAUCAAUUAAAGCCAUGAAGGGAAAAAGCAAGUCAAAGAAGGGCAAGAACGGAAAGGUUGAGGAGGAUGAUGAUGAUGGAGAGGAAGAGGAGGAUUUUGAUGGGCAAUUAUGCUGCUUGCAGGCAUUGAAAUUCUCAGCAGGGAAGAUGAAUUUGGGCAUGGGGAGGCCUAAUCUUGUCAAGUUUUCCAAGGCCCUCAAAGGGUUUGGGUGGUUGCACCAUGUCACCAAGCAUGGGAAGAAGGGGUACCAUUGAUUUAACUAGAUUUUUAGAUUUACUUUGGUUAAUGCAUGCUAAAUUCAAGAAGCAAUUAUGUGUAUUUGUGUUAAGAGUGCCACAAGUAAAUAUGUCCCUUUGUUUUAUGAUAUAAAUUAGCUUCCACUAAUUAACUAUAAAAUAAGAUUGUUCCUCUGUUUCCAUCCAUCUUACUCAUUUCUA